Messenger RNA from Closterium sp. NIES-67, 539 nucleotides. The record is from the annotation of a GenBank genome assembly. Lineage: Eukaryota; Viridiplantae; Streptophyta; Zygnematophyceae; Desmidiales; Closteriaceae.
GCACAAAUGAUGGGACAGGAGGAGGGGAGCGAGCAGAGAGCGCGCCGCGUUGUCGUCCUUGCUCUGUUUGUCCACCUCAUGAACUUGGGGCAACAGUCGAACCAACAGGACGGUGGUUUUUCGUUUCUGGAGGAAUGCGAGAGUUGGGAUGGCGUUGGCUGGCAGGACAGAAAUGCAAUGCACUGCGAUGCAACUUCCCCGAACCGCAUGCGCGCAGCUUGACGACAACUCUUCCGAAUCACAUCACACCGCGGCAAUGCUCACAGAAAUUCUUUUCGCUGGCCGACGCCGGGGAUGACUGAGUUCACAUGCACCAAAUCUUCAAUUGCUUGGCUGGCCCGGUAACCAAUCCAGUACAGUACAUUUGCAGUUGCUGUUACUGUUCGUCCAGUAACCCCCCUGAAUUUUGUUUGCUAGCCAUCGGGUGAGACUGUGUUUCCGUAAUUUCUCACGCACGCGAGAUUCGCCCAUCUAGGGCGACACGGCUGGCUGGGCUCCCCAAGCAGGGCUCUGGCUAACAGAGUAAUUACCCUUCAUGU